This is a messenger RNA of Eremothecium gossypii ATCC 10895, 1815 nucleotides long. It is a transcript of the gene GCD2, whose product is annotated as translation initiation factor eIF2B subunit delta. Lineage: Eukaryota; Fungi; Ascomycota; Saccharomycetes; Saccharomycetales; Saccharomycetaceae. Bases 1 to 1815 code for a protein of 604 amino acids. The record is from RefSeq and is marked provisional. The transcript has a single exon.
AUGAGUACGGACGCCGAUGUAGCCAGCACGCAGCGUGAAAAUGCAGCGGAUGCAAACCCCCGUGAAUCAUCUGCGGAACGUGAAGCAACUGCUCCAAGCGUAUCUGAAGAACAUAAGCUCUCCAAUAAGGAGCUGAAAGAGCUUAAGAAACAAGAGAAGGCUGCCAAGCGUGCAGCGAAGAAGCAGGCAAGCGGGAUUACAAUUGAGCAGCAACAGCAACAGGCCCAGUUGAAGAAGGAGAAAAAACAGCAUCAGCGCGAGCAACAGAUGUCGGGGGCUAAGAAGGGCAGAAGUGGCAAUCCUGGUAUCCCAAUUGCUGACAAGAAAUCCACGUUAUUCGGGCAUUUAGAAACGACGGAAGAAAGACGAGCGUCGUUACUCGCUGUGAUUAGUGCGAUUUCCUCGAAUGGAGCGUCCAAGAUCACUGCAACUGGCCUCAUGAUCCCAACUGUGGCUAGUGCCAUGGCGAGCAGUGCCGCUCCCGCUCUGGCCGCAGGCCACACAGGCGCGGCAGGACCAGCCAACCCAGAGGUAUCCGCGCAGGCUAUGGCUUCGAUGUCUCUAGAUGAAGAAAGCUCAUUUGUCCCCGGCUUGCUCUCUGUCUUGCCCAUCGCGAUAGAGGAGGACUUUAAGAAUCCACAAUUGAUGUCUUCUGUGAAAGAACUUGUUGCCAACAAGGAUAUGCUGCAUCCUGCCGUUGUAUUGCUGACUUCGGAGUUUGGAGCAUACAAGAUUGUCGGCUCCAUCCCUCGCUGUCUUGCAAUGCUUGAAGUUUUCCAGAUCGUCAUUAGAGAAUACAAGACGCCAGAGGGAACCACUCUGUCGCGGAACCUCACACAUUACUUGUCCCAUCAAAUUGACUUUUUGAAGAAAGCUAGGCCAUUGAGCGUCACUAUGGGAAAUGCUAUCCGUUGGUUGAAGCAGGAAAUUUCGCUCAUUGACCCAGCCACUUCUGACGUACAGGCCAAGGAGUUACUCUGUGAAAAGAUUGCUCAGUUUGCCCGCGAGAAAGUCGAGCUAGCUGAUCAACUCAUUCUCGAAAAUGCAUCGCAGCACAUCGACAACGAUAGCACCAUCCUGACAUAUGGGUGCUCGAAGGUUUUGACGGAUCUUUUCAUAUACAACGCAGUUGACUUGGGGAAAAACUUCAACAUCAUAAUUGUGGAUUCGAGGCCACUCUUUGAGGGAAGAAAGAUGGCUGAGGUACUCAGGAAAAGAGGGCUCAACAUCACCUAUGUGAUGAUCACCAGUUUAGCCACUAUAUUCAGUAUGGACAUUGAUUAUGUUUUCUUGGGAGCACAUUCCAUCCUCUCGAAUGGGUUCCUCUACUCAAGAGUCGGUACUGCGAUGCUGGCCAUGAGUGCUAAAAGAAGAAACAUUCCAGUGAUAGUCGCCUGCGAGUCUCUGAAGUUCUCCCAGAGAGUCCAGCUCGACAGUGUCACCUUCAAUGAGCUGGCAGACCCCAACAUUCUCGUGGACAUUAAUACAGACAACCCUGUUAAGCGGCGCAGCAACAAAGGCUUUCUGCUGCAGCGUUUCGUAAAGGAGAGCCAAGCACUCAUGAAGCAGAAGGACGAACAAGACACUAAGCAGAACAAAAACGGAAAGGCAAAGUUUAUCACAGAUGACAACAAAAAGUCGGACAGCGACAAGGCAAUUCUUGCAGACUGGCAGGAUCUACCGUCGCUUAACAUAUACAAUAUCAUGUACGACCUCACCCCGCCCGAGUAUAUAAAGAAGGUCGUUACAGAGUUUGGCGCCCUGCCUCCUUCGUCGGUCCCCGUCAUUCUCCGCGAAUACAAGGGUUCCGCAUAA